Molecule: messenger RNA, 699 nt
Organism: Kockovaella imperatae
Lineage: Eukaryota; Fungi; Basidiomycota; Tremellomycetes; Tremellales; Cuniculitremaceae
Product: SGNH hydrolase-type esterase domain-containing protein
Exons: 7
Coding region: 1-699 (232 amino acids)
Source: RefSeq, a predicted model, not a curated record
AUGUCCUCGACAUCCUACGUGGAUGCCAUUGUGUUGUUCGGGGACUCGCUCACCCAAACAUGUGCAAGUGGUUCCUUGUACCAGCGGAUGGCACAACAUUACGAGCGGAGAUUGGACGUCGUGAAUCGGGGCUUCAGCGGCUACAAUACUAGAUGGGCUCUGCCGGUGUUCAAGAGAGUGAUUCGAUCACAUCAGAAUCAGUCUAUUCGCCUCCUGACCCUCUGGCUAGGAGCGAACGAUUCCGUGAAUCAAGGAGAGUCCCAGCACGUUCCUCUGGAAGAAUACAAGGCCAAUUUGCGGCAGUUUAUCCAACUGGUCACAGAUCCAAAGUCGGACAAUUACCUGAAGGAUGUCAGAGUCAUCCUGAUAACGCCUCCGCCAGUCAUCGGGAAAUUUCGCCCGGACAGGGAUACGAGCAAUACCCAACUUUAUGCGCAAGCAUGCCUGGCGGUGGCAGAGGAAUUGUCGUUGCCCGCGGUCGACAUGUACACUGCUAUCCUCCAGGCGGCAGGUGGGGACACAGACGACCAACUCUCGCCAUAUUUCUAUGAUGGACUGCAUUUGACUUCCGAAGGCUAUCAAGUGCUCUUUGACCGCAUAAUGUCUGUCAUUGAGCAGCAACACCCAGAUCUGAAAGGUGUUGAGAUACCCCUUGCCGUACCCGACUGGUCCGACGUUGCGAGAUCUCAUGCAGAAUGA